AUGAAUCCCGGGUUCAACUUUUACUUUCAGAAUGGAAUCAACACCAAUCCUGGUUACAGGACUGACCCCAAUCCUGGUUACUGGAUUGACCCCAAUCAUGGUUACUGGACUGACCCCAAUCCUGGUUACUGGACUGACCCCAAUCCUGGUUACAGGACUGACCCCAAUCCUAGCUACGGGGCUGACCCCAAUCCUGGUUACUGGACUGACCCCGAUGCUGGUUACUGGACUGACCCCAAUCCUGGUUACUGGACUGACCCCAAUCCUGGUUACAGGACUGAUCCCAAUGCUGGUUACUGGACUGACCCCAAUCCUGGUUACUGGACUGACCCCAAUGCUGGUUACUGGACUGACCCCAAUGCUGGUUACUGGACUGACCCUGGUUACUGGACUGACCCUGGUUACUGGACUGACACCAAUCCUGGUUACUGGACUGACCCCAAUCCUGGUUACAGGACUGACCCCAAUCCUGGUUACUUGACUGACCCCAAUCCUGGUUACUUGACUGACCCCAAUCCUGGUUACUUGACUGACCCCAAUCCUGGUUACUUGACUGACCCCAAUCCUGGUUACUGUACUGACCCCAACCCUGGUUACUGA
This is a messenger RNA of Oncorhynchus mykiss (rainbow trout), 600 nucleotides long. The record is from RefSeq and is a predicted model, not a curated record. Lineage: Eukaryota; Metazoa; Chordata; Actinopteri; Salmoniformes; Salmonidae.